Molecule: messenger RNA, 841 nt
Organism: Paraglomus occultum
Lineage: Eukaryota; Fungi; Glomeromycota; Glomeromycetes; Paraglomerales; Paraglomeraceae
Source: the annotation of a GenBank genome assembly
UUCUCUCACUCUGAUUGACAAUGCUACCGGGGUCUCGUGGGCUUUUCCUAAACCGACGACAGCGGACGGCACGAACGCAGCUCAAUCUACUUCUGUGGUAGUGUUGCCCCGAAGCAAGAACACCCAAUCGCUCACCGUUCUUGAUAACCGUACCAACAAGAUUUAUGAAGUUCCAAUCACGAACAACACUAUUCCUGCCGUAAAAUUCAAAGAGAUGAAGGCCGCCGGAACAAUGGGUUCAAGAGAAGAAGAUGAAACUGGCAAAGGUUUAAGGGUGUAUGAUCCAGCUUAUCAGAACACGGCGGUUGCUCAAUCCAAGAUUUCCUACAUUAACGGUGAUGCCGGAGUCCUGAGAUAUCGCGGGUACCCAAUCGAGCAAUUGGCUGAAAAGUCUACAUACUUGGAAGUUGCGUAUCUCCUCAUCUAUGGCGAACUUCCGACAAAGACCCAAUACACCAACUUUGUUCAUGAAGUUAUGCAUCACACAUUUGUGCACUUUAACGUAGCCGAGCUCAUGCGUAAUUUUAACUAUGAUGCACAUCCUAUGGGAAUGUUUAUUUCUGGCAUUGCUGCAAUGAGCACUUUCCAUCCUGAUGCUAAUCCUGCUUUAGUGGGGUCAGACUUGUUCACUAAAAACGAGCAAGCGAGGAACAAGCAAAUAUUUAGAUUGUUGGGGAAAACACCAACACUGGCUGCUACUUACAAUCCACCACAGAAUAAUUUCACUUACACGGAAAACUUUCUCUACAUGCUCGAUCAUCUCUCAGAAAAAAACUAUAAACCCAACCCCAAACUAACACGGGCGCUUGACAUUCUAUUUAUUCUUCAUGCUGGCAAGUGA